UGGUACCUGAAUCCAAAGUACAGCAACAAAACGAAAGAGUUCCAUGGCACAGUGGUCUACAGCAACAGAGACCCCAUCAGCCCGGCCUUCCAAGGGCGCGUACAGUUCCAGAAGGACCAGGACAAAUAUUGCAGCCUGCAGCUGUCUGACCUGCAGCCUAGCGAGAACGGCACCUAUGGCCUGAGACUGAUCGCCUCGAGCAAUGCGAAUAAGUGGAAGUGGAUUACUAGAAUCCUUGUGAAUGUGCUGGAUUCCCCUCCGGCUCCUGAGAUCGAAGCACCCAGUGAGUUCAGGGAGUCGACCUCGGCCCAUGUGGUUUGCUCUAUAGCCUAUUACUGCCCCGACUACAAAAUAACCCUGAGCUGGGGGGGGUUGUUGCCUCACAACCCAGAGAUCUUCACGACAUCGUCUGUUGAAAACAUAAUGACCAUGAAUACACUGACUUUCACGCCCACCUGGGAGGACCAUGGGAAAAAUGUAACCUGCCAGCUCAGCACCCCGACAGGGACACUGAGCUCCGAGAGCAGCUUGGUGCUACAUGUGAAAUAUGCCCCGAGGAACGUCCAGUUGACAGUGACCCCCAGACAGACCAUCAAAGAGGGAGACAGAGUCACCCUGAAAUGUGAGACCAAUGGCAGCAACCCUGCGGUCUCUGUAUACAACUGGAAGAAGGACGGACUGCAGCUGUACCAGGAGCAGGAGCAGAGCUGGGGGUUUUAUGCCGAGGCAGACGAGCAUUCGGGAUCCUAUAUCUGUGAGGCUGCCAAUGAAAUACGCACGGUCCCAUCCCCAGCGGUGCGGAUACAAGUCCAGUAUGCACCCAAGGACACUCGUGUGGAACUGCUGACAGGCUCGCAGAUUCGGGAAGGAACCAUGGUUAUAGUCAGUUGCUUCUGUAAGGCUGUCCCACCUGUCAGUCUCUACAUGUGGUACUGGAAUGGCCAGCACAUUGAGUCCCAAACCCAGAAGAAUCUGCACUUUGACAAAAUCCUUUCCAACCAGUCUGGAUCCUACCACUGCGAGCCUGAGAAUGAAGUUGGGACGUCAAAAUCACGGGCCAUUAUGAUUGACGUGCUGUAUUCCCCCAAGUGGGUCCGAAUCACCCUCGAAACCCCCCAUCGCAUCCUGGAAGGCAGCGCAGUGACGCUCAACUGCUCCGUGGGCAGCAGUAACCCCCCAGUCAUCAAGUACAGGUGGUACCAGGAUGUCAGACAGUAUAGAGAGACCCAGGAGGGCAUCCUCCCCUUCGUUGCCAGCGAGGAGCAGUCGGGUAACUACAGCUGCGCAGCUGAGAACGCAGUCGGCUCUAUACAGUCCUCCCCUGUCUCAGUGGAUGUGCAGUAUGCGCCCAAGGGAGUCAAUGUGGUGCGGGAGCCGCUGGGGUCCAUCAAGGAGGGUGACACGGUGACCCUGAAGUGCUCGGUGACCAGAGCCAAUCCCCACGCCCUGCAGUACACCUGGUACAAGGACAAUGUGCUGCAGGGCGAGGGCUCCGACACACUGCGCCUGCCGGCCAUGAAGUCGGCCGAUUCAGGCCACUACCACUGUGAAGCUCAGAACGCCGUGGGCUCCACCGUCGCCAGACCCUUCCCGCUGGAUGUUUGGUAUGCUCCGCGGGAUGUGCAGAUGUCAGUGGCCCCGCGGGGGCAGAUCGUGGAGGGGAUGGAAGUGAUGCUGCGGUGCCGGGCCGACGCCCAGCCGGCCGUGCUGAAGUAUGACUGGUACCGGGACGGCCAAUGGCAGGAGCGCGAGGUGCAGGAUACGCUGCUCAUCGAGAACGUGGACGUUGGGAUAUCUGGGCACUACCACUGCCGGGCCAGCAACCAGAUCUCCUCCGGGGACUCCCCGCCUGUCCUGCUCUACAUCCGCUACAACUCCAGGACUAUAGCUAAGAAAGCUGCUCUGGGGGUCGGCGUGGGCCUGGCCUUUCUCUUCCUACUAGGCAUGCUGUUCUGCACCCUUCAGCAGUGGAAGAAGCAUCAUCUCCCCGAGCUUGUUCUGGAGCCUAUGAGCAGGAGGAGCAGGAGAUCCUUCUUACCUAGGAGACGGGCACCUCUGAAACCCCAGCGGCCCGUCAGCUCUGUGGGGUGCCUGAAUGGAGCCUCCUCAGAGGCCAUCAAUUAUGCAACACUCCAGUUCCCACCCAGUCGUCGCCAGGGGCAGGCCGCCUCUGCCAGGGGGCCAGGAAACUCAAAGCAGGCAGUGGAGCCGACCAGCCCGGACGAAGCUGCGAUUUACAGUGUGGUGAAGAAACCCAAACCGCUGCCCAAGGGGGCAGAGCACUUUGGGAAGCAGAGCUCCAGCCACACUUGCACUGGGAUGCGUUGA
Pelodiscus sinensis (Chinese soft-shelled turtle) is the source of this 2328-nucleotide messenger RNA. The record is from RefSeq and is a predicted model, not a curated record. NCBI's taxonomy places the organism in Eukaryota, Metazoa, Chordata, Testudines, Trionychidae.